GGAUGGAAACCUGGACAUGAGCCAGCGAUGUGUCCUUGCAGCCCAGAAAGCCAAUCACAUUCUGGGCUGCCUUAAGAGAAGCGUGGCCAGCAGGCUGAGGGAAGUGAUCCUUCCCCUCUCACCAGUGGUGAGAAUUCACCUGGAGUACUGCAUCCAAACGUGAAGUCCUCAGUCCAGGAGAGAAGAGAUAUAUGUGGUACCCAGUGGAGACCCCUUUCUGCAGUGAAUGGCACCUUAGUACGAUUUUAGACUGCAUUGGGUGAGAAUUUACACAACGUACAUUUCAGCAAAGUCUGCAGUAAUGAUGAAACAUUCAUACAUGGUAUGCAGACUUCUUCACAGACAACCACUUCUCGCCAUUACAAAGGAGAAUAGGUUCCAUUACAGACAGAAGAUUGGAGUUUUAGGUUCAGCAGUGCAGCGUAGGCCAUUUUAGCAAGCCUAUCACCUUCUCAUUCUUUAUUUUCUGUUUAAGGAUACCGGACUCAUUCUUUUUGAAACUGUGAGAAAAAAAUUCACAGCAUAGAGGCAAUGAUGAUGGCUGUCCUAGUCCAUAAUCCAUUGAAACUGCCUUGUUCUAUUUUAAGGAGUUCAGACUUAGAGGUUACCUAGAAAAACUUAGAGCCCAAGUACAGCAGUUUCAAUAAAAAAGAUCUUGGUCUAUCCAUGUCUUCACUGCAGGAGUUUGAACUAUGCCAGAUAGUACACUUUUCCUCCUACAUUUUUUGUGGGCUUUUUUUCUGCUGACUACUAGGCUAUGUAGUACUUUCAACAAAAACUCAGUUUGAGAUUAUAUCCAGCAAUUUUGUCUGAAAGAGGAAGAGGAAAGGGAAGAAACAUUUUGAGAAUGAUUGGCAUUUUUCAUUUUAUGAUAGCAUUCUUACCUUCAGAGUUGAUACAUGUUGAUAAUCUCUUCCUGUUUCAAGCUAUAAAGGCAUAAAUUGCCACUGUCUGAGCCUUUUCUUAAUCAUGAGAUCUUCCAUGCAACCAGACAUCAAGCAAAUUAUGUGUGCAGGAAGGGCAAACUGAGAUUGUUCUGUUACACAUCAGUCUCUUUCAAGGUGGCAAUAAUCACUUCAGAAGCACCAUGAUAGUUAGCUAGCUGAUGGGUAUUUUGACAAGUUCAUGAUUCAAAUUCACUUAGAAUUUGAAUGACAAAGCAAUUGAGUGAGAAUGGAAUCUAUUACAUAUAAAAUAUAGGAAGAAUGAAAAUUAAUGGGAAUACUAGAACACAGAGUACAAAAAAGCUAUUGGUAAUAUUAAAGCUAUCAAAAGGUUCUAACGAUCUAAAUAUAAAUGCUCGUUUAUUAAAACAUGGACAUAGGAAAAGGAGAAACAUAUCUCUUUGAAAUAUGUCCAGGGUAGUGCAGUCCUUCACUGAACUAUGCCUAAUUUAUACUUUAAUGCACUGGGAUUUUUAAUGUCCACAUUGGUCAUGGAGGCCUCCAUGGGGUGAGGGUCACUGACACCCCAGGAUGAGCUAGCAUUAGCUGCAUCUUCUUUCAGAAGCAUGCUGAGAAAGAAAAUACAGAUACUAAUCUUGAGAUAAAUCUUCAGAGAUUCAACAGCAGCUGAGCAUUUGUGUGCUUGAACAGCUUUUCAGAAAAUGGCAAUUUUUGCCAAAUACACAACAGUCCCGCUAUGCCCCUAAGGUAUAAUAGCCACCUACAGGGACACUCCAUCUGGCUUAUAUAAGGCGUUGACUGAUCUCACAUUUUCCACUCAGACAAUGGAUGUACUUGGAAAAGGAUUUCAAUACACUGCAGUACAGCUCCCGUAGCAUGGAAAGAGCUAUUUCACUGUAAGUAUUCCCAAUUUAAGAGCUUUGUUGAUGCUAGGAAGGAUGGGAAAGGUGACAAUAUUAUCCAGCUAUUACAGCAGUCAUUUUAAGAAAAAAGAAUACACUGAGGAGAAUAUGAUGUUUUUAACUAUAGCUGUUAAAAACUAUGCCAUUCAAUUAUUUGAUUUAGUAAUUCCAGAUUACUAAAACAACCCAUUAUAAUCCACUGAUAUCUUGUAUUCGGUACAGCUCAAUUUAAAACUUAAAUAACUUAAAUGUAAAGCUUAAAUAGCAAUGUCACAAAUAUAAAACAGUGGCAAUCUUUAGGACAUACAGUAAUACUUGUGUUUGUCUCGCUGAGUAUUUGUCAUCACCUCACCAGAUAUCCAUGUAUAUGCCCAUAGCUAGGAAAUGUAGCCUGAGAAGUGUGCCAUGCAGGUUUUACUUUUGCAGUGAGAUGUUACUUUAUAAAAAUCACUUCUCAGUUUCUAUUUAAUAAAAAGAUUCACAACUAAAUUGGAACUUCCUUUCCAGGGAAAUUCACAAGAAUCAGUGUGCUAUGAUAUUGGAGUCAGCUUUAAAAUAUUCCAUGAGCUUUGGCUCACAAUGCCUGUUACUCAGCAGUAUUUUUCCUUCUAUGGCAGAACUUCACUUUGGUUAUUACUUACACAGAUUUGCCGCAUUCCCUACACUACUCACAGUAUCAGAUGACAGAAAAUCAAGUCAAAAAUGCAGGAAAAUUGUUGCAACUAAAAUUGAACACGCUGAUCUGAAGCUUCAGGAGAUACAAAAGUGAUAUUAUAGGCUCAUUUUUUUUCACUUGAGUUAUGCAAACUGUUCAAUAGUUUUAAUAAAAAUAUUUGAUUAAAAGGCAUCUCUCCUUCUAAUCUGCCUUUUGAACACCUUUUUGCAGGUAGUCAUUUGGCAGCUCCACUGGAAGCUGAAUCCUUUUCCAGGCUUGUGCCUAACCCGAGCAGGCACAGGGCCUGCCAUGGGCUCAGCCCAGGGUCGUAGUGCGGAGAAGGGGAUGCUCAUCGCCUUGUGCUAUGAGGUGAACGGCUCCUGUCAUAGAACCCUGCAUCCCUUUGGGGUGCAGCUGGCCAUUUACCUGGCCUGUGCCUUAGGCAUGCUCAUUACAGUGCUGGGGAACCUACUCGUUGUCGUCGUUGUUUCCCAUUUCCAAGCCCUGCACACUCCCACCAACUUUCUGCUCCUCUCCCUUGCCUUGGCUGACAUGCUCCUGGGAUUGACCGUGCUGCCCUUCAGCACUAUCCGGUCUGUAGAGAGUUGCUGGUAUUUUGGAGAUGAUUUCUGUAAACUGCACACCUUUCUGGACACACUCUUUUGCCUGACCUCCAUAUUUCACCUGUGUUUCAUUUCCAUAGAUCGGCACUGUGCGAUCUGUCACCCUUUGCUCUACCCCACCAAGUUUACUCUAAGAGUGGCCUGCAUGUGCAUUGGGGUGGGGUGGGCAGUCCCCGUGGUCUACACCUCUGUCUUCCUGUACACUAAAGAGAUUGCAGAAGGGCUGGGCCAUUUUUUGCAAGAUGUACCCUGCGUUGGUAGCUGCCAGCUGCUGUUCAAUAAGCUCUGGGGGUGGUUGAAUUUCCCAGUAUUCUUCUUCCCUUGCCUCAUAAUGAUAGCUUUAUAUGUAAAAAUAUUUACUGUUGCUAACAAGCAAGCCAGAUUGAUAAACAACAUGAAUAAAAGUUUUGGGGCUCACCUACACAGAGGAGCAUCCAGAAGUGAAAGGAGAGCAGCAAAGACUCUUGGGGUAGCUGUAGGAAUCUAUCUCCUGUGCUGGCUGCCCUUUACUAUUGACACCAUGGUAGACAGCCUUCUGAAUUUCAUCACUCCUCCAGUCCUAUUUGACAUCCUCAUUUGGUUUGCAUACUUUAAUUCUGCCUGCAAUCCCUUGAUCUAUGUAUUUUCCUAUCAUUGGUUCAGGAAAGCUGUGAAACUAGUCUUAACUCAGGGGAUCUUUUGUUCCAGGACAUCAAGAGUAGACUUGUACCAAUAAUGACCAGACCCUUCUUAUGAACCAUGGAAAAUAUUUUAGCCUAUGUUUAGGCAUUCCUCAUGAAUAUUAUGGAUCAUCCAGCUAGGUAGUUUUUUAUUUUUCCUAAAACAACUGGCUUGGGCAAAUCUCAGGUUUAAAUAGGCACGCUGUUCUGUGAAUAAUUGUCCACAACAUUUAUCUCAGCACACACGCCUUGUUAGUCUUGACUUUGCUAUGUGAUGUGACAAGUGUUUGAAACUUGUCUAUAGUCAGCUGCAAAACAGGACACCAUCCAUACUGUUUCUGAAAAAAUAGCUGCCUGUCUCUCACGAUACCUUUUGAACAGACAGUUGUUUAUUUGGUUUUUUAAUAAACAAAGUAGAUGAUGUUGAUUUAGUAAGUUACAAAGGGUGUAUGCUAAUUUUUAAGUACAAAAAAGUAUACAGGCAAGACAAAAUCCUAAACUAUGGUAGUGGCCAAUAGCAGAGGAAAAGAAAUGUCAAUCUGAUACUUUUAACUUGAUUUUCCUAACCUGCUACUGAGCCAGAUGUUACGUAUGGGAAAUGCAUCCUAAAUUCCUUGGUAGAAUCUCUUCAAACCCAUGGAAUAAAGAUACCUGUUUAGUCAGAAUGUGCAAAGUGACUGCUCCAUACCUUUAAUCUUACUGUCCUUCUUUGUAUCUUUUCCAUUCCUACUGUGUAAAGGAAGUAGAAGAAGGGGACAGAGGGAGGAAAGGAGUUACAUGGAGUAUUCAAACUGUUAAUAAUUUUAGUGUUUUUUUUUCUUUGCUGUCGUUCUUUUCCCUAAGAUUCCUCAUGCUUUUGUGUUUGAUUGAUUGAUCCCAAAGAAGUGAGUCUGCUUACAGACAUAACAUAUGCUUAAAUACUUGAACUGCACAUAAAGUGUCAGUGCAAUUUCUUAGAUUUCUUCAGCUAUGUUUAUGUUUAUGUGAUUUCAUAGGCCAAUUUUAGAUCUGUAGACAGCUGUGAACUCUGUUCAGGAAGCAGCAAGCUGAAUGGUAAAAUUUUGUACUAUACAUAAUGGAGUUAUUUUCUACCUCAAUGUUAUGACCAUUUUAUCAAGAAAAAAGUGUAGCAAGCAAUAGUAAAUCUUUUAUAAAUAAUUAAUAGGCAUCCAAAUAAUGACUGUAAUAAUUCAUCAUUUUAUUCUGUUAAUGGCAUGUGAAACUAUUAUUAGGUUUCAAUGUUGUUUGAAUUAUUAUUGUCUUCUAAAGAAUGUCAUUUCAUCUUAUAUUCAGCUGCAUAUUUUCUAUAUGACAAACAUUGAAAGAAGAAGAGACAGCUACAUAAAGGAUGUAACUAAUAGCAAGAGACCAGAAGAGACCCAACAAUUUUCUGAAAAGAGUGAUUAAUUUUUUACUAAAUUCAGUAGGCAAUUGAAUCAAUCCCACCAAGAAGAAAAGAGAGGAAUUUCACAACUGAUACUCUGUAGGAAAUCAGGGCAAUAAAGCGAUUGUUGUAGCACCUAUAUA
Molecule: messenger RNA, 5271 nt
Organism: Meleagris gallopavo (turkey)
Lineage: Eukaryota; Metazoa; Chordata; Aves; Galliformes; Phasianidae
Source: RefSeq, a predicted model, not a curated record